AUCGUUUGCAAAAUGAGAAAAAGAAAGUCUUAACAAAAAAUUAAAAAAAAUCAAAAGAUAUUAAAAUUUUGAUCGGUUUUCAUUUUUUUUCUUCAUUUUUUCAGUCAAAAUAUAAUCAACCAGUUAUUGUGUCUCGACAACAAUGAAGAAUAACAAGACCAAUAAGAAUAGCUCCUCUUCGUCUUCUUCUUCUUCUUAUUAUUCUUGUUCUCUCUCUUUCUCCUUCUCUUCAACUUCUUCCUGUUCCUUGUCACCGAAUUUUACCUUACUGGGGCGGUCUCAUAUUUUCCUCAGCUAUCACCAUCCUCUGCAGAUUGAACUGAUUUGCUUAUUGUAUUGGGAGACAAAAUUAGAAUGUCUGAGGGUGUAGUUUGACAUUGGGAUGCUUCUCCAUAAAAUUUUAAACAGAGCAUAUGCAGCACAUUAGAUUUCCUGUAAUGGAGGUAAAAGAAGCUUAUGACGUUGAGCAUAUGAGGUCUACACAGAGUAUCCAGCAUGAGCUGUGGCCUCUUGAUGAAAUUGAUCCAAAGAAGGCAAAAUUUCCCUGUUGUUUAGUUUGGACUCCUCUCCCAAUAGUCUCUUGGUUGGCACCAUUCAUUGGACAUGUUGGCAUUUGCAGGGAGGAUGGAGCUAUUUUAGAUUUCGCAGGUUCCAAUUUUGUGAAUGCCGAUGAUUUCGCAUUUGGUGCUGUAGCCAGAUAUCUACAGCUUGAUAGAACACAGUGUUGUUUCGCCGCAAAUCUGGGUGGCCACACUUGCAAGAGUGGCUACAAGCAUGCAGAGUUUGGGACGGCAAUCACAUGGGACGAUGCCCUGCAGUCAAGUUCACGGCACUUUGAACACAAAACCUACAACCUUUUCACUUGCAACUGCCAUUCUUUCGUAGCCAACUGUCUGAAUCGGAUAUUCUAUAGUGGAUCAAUGAGUUGGAACAUGAUCAAUGUGGCAGGCUUAGUACUGCUCAAGGGGCAAUGGGUUGACUCCAUGUCCGUCUUGAGGUCGUUCCUCCCUUUUCUAUUGGUGCUCUCUCUAGGUGUUUUCAUGGUUGGAUGGCCUUUCUUGGUUGCGCUUCUCUCUUUCUCUCUCCUCCUCCUGGUGUGGUUUCUACUGGGCAGUUAUUGUUUCAAGACCUUGUUAGAGUGCUAGUUCCUGUUUUCACACUAACAGCUUGGAGGAGUAAACAGAUGUUUUGUAGUAAAGUUCCUCUGUAUGACUCUGUAGUUCCUGAUACAAUUUUGCUAUAGGUUUUUCUGUCAAUAUUGUUUCUGAUUUCAAGCUGAGUCAACUUAUUCAACUAUAGUUGAUUGAUUUGGAAAGCUUGUUGAAUUUGUACCCUCUCUAACAUGCUCGAUUUAUGAUUCAGAAUGAGACGGGACCCCUGUUGCAGCUAUAGCAAAUUGUAAAAUGGGUAAAUCUUCAAUGCCCA
Prunus persica (peach) is the source of this 1425-nucleotide messenger RNA. Its product is annotated as protein REVERSION-TO-ETHYLENE SENSITIVITY1. The coding region runs from base 414 to 1145 and encodes 243 amino acids. The transcript is spliced from 3 exons. Gene Ontology annotation, cellular component: Golgi apparatus; endoplasmic reticulum. NCBI's taxonomy places the organism in Eukaryota, Viridiplantae, Streptophyta, Magnoliopsida, Rosales, Rosaceae. Gene Ontology annotation, biological process: response to ethylene; regulation of ethylene-activated signaling pathway. The record is from RefSeq and is a predicted model, not a curated record.